Molecule: messenger RNA, 420 nt
Organism: Vicia faba (fava bean)
Lineage: Eukaryota; Viridiplantae; Streptophyta; Magnoliopsida; Fabales; Fabaceae
Source: the annotation of a GenBank genome assembly
AUGGGAAUAGUUAGCUUUAAGUUGGUUGCUUUAGUAAUUCUCAUGCCCCGCGACAAGCUAUCCCGAUGCAAUAAUCUGAACGACAAGCUCAGAGUGAUUGACGCGGACUAUAGAGUUAAACGUUUCUUCCGUUCUUCCUCCCAAAAUGCUGGAUUAGCUAGGGUUUUAUUGGACUCCAAAAGCUUGUUUUUGAUUAAGUGCUUGGUUGCUUCGGGUCAAGAGCAUGUGUUGUGUUUGAGUGAAACUGUACCGGAAUUGGAGUCGCCGGCUAUGGCUUCUGGUUCUGUUAAGAGUGCGUUUUAUGCUCUGGCGAAGAUGAUCGAGAAUAUAUUCCAGCAAUUCUGGUGUUGGAUUUGGGAAGAUGGAUAUGGGGAUGAGUUUGGGAAGACGGUUGCAGACCUUUGUUUAAAAUCUCAGUGA